Molecule: messenger RNA, 1458 nt
Organism: Lactuca saligna
Lineage: Eukaryota; Viridiplantae; Streptophyta; Magnoliopsida; Asterales; Asteraceae
Source: the annotation of a GenBank genome assembly
GUUCUAAAGCUCUUCCACGUUGAGAAGUGGUUGACUCGACUUCCUUAUCCAAAAUUGAAACGGGAGUUAUUUUACUUUUGCAGCGGCUAGGGUUAGAAAUUAAAAUUUCAAUUUGAAUAUCACAAAACGAUCCCCACAUUCUGCUGCUCCCGUCUACUGUCUACCUCCAGACCCGAAUCGAUCGACGAUUACUAUAGUCCUCGAUUUUGCAGGCUUCAAUCGAUCGACACGGUGUACCUUCUGCUGCGUAUUUUUCACCUCAAAUCCUUACUCCAGUUCACUGAGCGUAUUUGCGACUAAGGUACCUUCUGCUGCGUAUUUGCGAGGUCAUCACUCCUCAAUCGAACCUUUCUGACUUGGGUGAGCUUGGGCACAAUUAAACCGACUUUGAUAUCUCCUCGGAACUUCGAAACAUGCCUACUACAGCCGUGGAAGCGAAGAUCGCGCCGUCGAUGCUAUCGUCGGACUUCGCCAAUCUGGCUUCAGAGGCUGAGCGCAUGAUCAGCUUCGGUGCCGAUUGGCUUCACAUGGACAUAAUGGAUGGGUAUGUGAUUGCGAGUUUAAGAAAGCACACAAAGGCAUAUCUGGAUUGCCACCUUAUGGUAACAAAUCCUCUUGAUUAUGUUGAUCAAUUAGGAAAGGCUGGUGCUUCUGGUUUCACAUUUCAUGUUGAGGUGUCUAAAGAUAAUUGGCAAGAAAUUGUUAAAGAAAUCAAGUCGAAAGGCAUGCGGCCUGGUGUGGCAUUAAAACCAGGAACACCCAUUGAGGAUGUGUAUCCCCUGCUUGAAGGUGAAAAUCCUGUUGAAAUGGUUCUUGUUAUGACUGUGGAACCUGGAUUUGGUGGGCAGAAGUUCAUUCCAGAUAUGAUGAAUAAGGUGCGCACAUUGAGAGAAAAGUAUCCGAAACUUGAUAUAGAGGUAGAUGGAGGUUUAGGGCCUUCAACGAUUGAUGAGGCAGCUGCUGCAGGUGCAAACUGCAUUGUUGCUGGGAGUUCAGUUUUUGGAGAUCCAGAGCCGGGUCGAGUUAUAUCUCUACUCAGAACAAGUGUCAGCAAGUGCUUGAAACCCAACUUUAUAUAGAGUCAGCAACACACUUUUACACCAUCAAAGACUUUAUGAGUUGCUUAAUUUGCUAUGUUGAUUUAUUGUGCUAUUAUGCUAUUGUACUGUAUAUGUAUUAUCUAUUCUGUAGAGUAGUUUUGUUUGAUAUGAAAUAAUAAAUGAUGGUGUUGUUGACGUGUACUGCAAUUGGGACCCAGGGUACAAGUGCUUCUAAUGAAUCAGUUGCUAAAACUACACAUUGGAUUGAUUUCACCAUUUUUGCAUUUUCCAGUCACACUCACACUUUUGGUUGCUGUCUUGGUGAUCCAUAAAUUAACCACAGAUUGGUGUUGUUAAUGCUACUUCAUCAAUUCUAUACGAGAUGAAGUUACCUUCCUUUCUCUUUGCUGCAAUGGGU